This is a messenger RNA of Apis dorsata (giant honeybee), 3032 nucleotides long. RefSeq names its product mothers against decapentaplegic homolog 3 (gene Smox). The transcript is spliced from 7 exons. Bases 230 to 1669 code for a protein of 479 amino acids. Lineage: Eukaryota; Metazoa; Arthropoda; Insecta; Hymenoptera; Apidae. Gene Ontology annotation, cellular component: heteromeric SMAD protein complex. The record is from RefSeq and is a predicted model, not a curated record. Gene Ontology annotation, molecular function: I-SMAD binding; DNA-binding transcription factor activity, RNA polymerase II-specific; RNA polymerase II cis-regulatory region sequence-specific DNA binding. Gene Ontology annotation, biological process: anatomical structure morphogenesis; SMAD protein signal transduction; cell differentiation.
UUUCCGAUUUUCAACGAAUGUACUUAAAGAACAAUAUGGCGGCUGUGGCAAAGUUUUCGCCGCCCGUAUGAGAAAUUCGCAUUCAUUCAAGAUUGAAGUUCACGAUAAACGCUAAGCGUAAUAAGCCUAUUUAGAUUACAUAGUUAACAUCGCGAGUGAAAAUUCGUUCGUGUCGUAACACGUCGAAACAGCCCGAUGCAGGUCGCGCGUAAUUCUCGUAGCUUAAAUCAUGACUUCGAUGCUGUCCAGCUUUAACCCGCCUAUCGUUAAGCGAUUGUUGGGUUGGAAAAAAGCAGAAGGAGAAGACAAAUGGAGUGAAAAAGCUGUUAAAAGUCUUGUAAAGAAGUUAAAAAAAUCCACCGGCCUCGACGAGCUCGAGAAGGCUAUUACUACGCAAAGUUGCAACACUAAGUGCAUUACUAUACCGAGGCCUAGCCCAGGCGGUGUCGGAGACAACGGUGUCCAAGGAGUGCGCGGCAAAGGUUUGCCGCACGUGAUCUAUUGCCGACUUUGGCGUUGGCCAGAUUUGCAAUCGCACCACGAACUGAGAGCAAUCGAGCAUUGCGAGUACGCGUUUACGCAGAAACGAGACGAAGUCUGCAUUAACCCGUACCACUAUCAACGAAUACAAACACCAGUUUUGCCAGCUAUUCUCGUACCUCGGCAUAAUUUAGCCGGGGACGAGUCCGUCCUUUAUAACACUUCCAUCGAGGAGCUCAGUGUCAGUGUGCCAGAAAACACGAGUUUCCACGCGACUUUAAAUCACCAGCACCAUAAUCAACAAAGUAUACCACAAUCGCCGCAACAGCAACAACAGCAACAACAACAACAGCCACCGAACAAUCCAUAUCAAGGAAUGCAGAGUAUGCAGGCAACAAGUCCGGCUAGUGUUGGUAGUCUAGGAAGUGUUCAGGGUUCACCACAUCCGGCACCUGGAUCUAUGGAUCCACCUGCUGAUACUCCUCCUCCAGGUUAUAUAAGUGAAGAUGGUGAUAACAUGGAUCACAACGAUAAUAUGUCCUUAUCGCGUUUGUCUCCCAGUCCUGUAGAUGCACAACCAGUGAUGUACUGUGAACCAGCAUUUUGGUGUUCAAUAAGUUACUAUGAACUAAAUACGAGAGUAGGCGAGACUUUUCAUGCAUCGCAACCGAGCAUAACGGUGGAUGGAUUCACUGAUCCCAGUAAUUCUGAACGUUUCUGUUUGGGUUUAUUAUCGAACGUAAACCGAAAUACCGUAGUCGAACAGACGAGACGACAUAUCGGAAAAGGAGCUAGAUUAUAUUAUAUUGGUGGUGAAGUAUUUGCCGAAUGUUUAUCCGAUUCGAGCAUUUUUGUGCAAAGUCCUAAUUGUAAUCAACGUUAUGGUUGGCAUCCAGCCACUGUUUGUAAAAUACCACCCGGUUGCAAUUUGAAGAUAUUCAACAAUCAAGAAUUUGCGGCAUUGUUAUCGCAAUCGGUUUCACAAGGAUUCGAAGCUGUGUAUCAAUUGACUCGAAUGUGUACGAUCAGAAUGAGUUUUGUAAAAGGUUGGGGAGCGGCAUAUCGUCGGCAAACCGUCACGUCGACUCCUUGUUGGAUCGAGUUGCAUUUAAAUGGUCCAUUACAGUGGCUCGAUAGAGUACUCACGCAGAUGGGAUCGCCGCGUUUACCCUGUUCCUCGAUGUCAUAAGACUUACCUUUUUUUACAUCGUAAGAUCAAGAGACAUGACAGUGACAACGAUGAUUCGUGAACUUACCAAUUACAAAUUUUUGACGAAUGAAUAAUGUUCCAACUGUAUGUUGCACUACCAAUUCUAGAAGAAUAUCGAAGAGAGGACAAGCUUGGGCAGUAGCUAUGGAAAAAAUAGUCUAAAAGACGCAAGAUUUCAAAUCAUAUUAUAUUGAUUAGAUAGUGUUUUAUUACAUAGCCUAAUGGCACGAAUAUGUUCGUCUUUUACGAGGAUAUUUUUUUUUAUUUUUAAUCAGCAUACAUCUAAUAUUUAAUUCAUGAGGAAAGAUUGAUAAUAUCGUAAAAAGUUAUUUAAAAUUAAUAUAUUUUCAAAUGCAAAGAACCGAGUAUUAAAUACACUUCGUGAAAGUCGAACACAAUAUCGUCGGGCAGCUCGAGUAAUCGAAUAGUAGUAAGAAAGAGGUGAAAAAGAAAAUAGCUGUUAAUUACAAAGAUAUAAGAUUCAUACCUCUCAGAAUUCAUAGUAAUUGGUACUGUCUCGCAUAAGAAAAAAUUAAAAUUUCUAAUCAUUGAUAUAAUAUUUAACAACCACUUGCCUCUCUGCCAGACUGCCAUUAGCGUAUUAAUUAAGGAAAUAUUUAACUAGGGGAAUCGAAGAACUCGUCCUCAUUUUUCUUCGUUGUCCUCGGAUUCCUACUCGUUCAUUUUAUGUUAGCAUAAGAUCAAAAUAUGUCUAUAAGGUGAAAGAAGAGACAGACCAUUAAGAAACGCGUUUUUAAUUCGCCGCCAAAGUAUAUUAAGUGUAGCAAUUGCCAAAGUUUUUUCUGUAAAUACAAGAAUGAGUCGAUUAGUUUACAGUAGUUGUGAUUCAAUCGUGCACGAAUUAUUAAAUUAUCAGCGCUGUCGUGCUUUCUUUCUUGAAAAUUCAUAAUUGUUAUUAUUGUUAUAAUCGUACUAUAUUGUUAUGUUUUUUCAUUUUGUAUGUUUAAUGUCUUGACCUGCCGAAAAAUCGAGCGGUCCGACGAUUAUGUAUUUUUAAUUCUAUAGCUACUUAUAUAUUUUGUGUGCUAAUAGCUCUGCAUGCACACAAAGGGAAGGAUCGACUAAAGAAUAAUUUCUACAAAACAAAUAUUUUUUUACAUAUUAAGACGACGUGAAAUUCUUUUACGUACGAUAUAUGUAUUUGACAAUUAUAAAUCGGUCGAUGUUUCCCUGGUGUGGAUGAGAUGAUUUUUGAGAAUACGAGUUAAAAGUAAGAAGUUGGAAGAACGAACGUAGGAAUGUAUGAAUGAGAUUGCGUCAAGAAAUAUAGAGUGUGAGACUGUAAAAUAAUUAUAAAUAAAUAUAUACGUUAUAAGUCUAA